Messenger RNA from Peromyscus californicus insignis, 15262 nucleotides. It is a transcript of the gene Arl13a, whose product is annotated as ADP ribosylation factor like GTPase 13A. Gene Ontology annotation, cellular component: ciliary membrane; non-motile cilium. The record is from RefSeq and is a predicted model, not a curated record. Gene Ontology annotation, molecular function: GTPase activity; GTP binding. The coding region runs from base 8960 to 10138 and encodes 392 amino acids. Lineage: Eukaryota; Metazoa; Chordata; Mammalia; Rodentia; Cricetidae. The transcript is spliced from 9 exons. Gene Ontology annotation, biological process: receptor localization to non-motile cilium; non-motile cilium assembly.
CUUAUGAAGGUGUCGUGGAUUAUGUUUAUUGUUAAUAGUAAAGCUGAUUGACUGACAGCUGGUCAGGAAGAGAUUGAGUGUGACAGCCAGACGAGGAGAAUUCUAGGAAGAGGAAGGGCAGAGUCAGGAGCACCAGCCAGUUGCUGAGGAAGCAAGACAUAGAGAAAUGAAGUAACAAGCCAUGAACCAGAUAAGAAAUAUGGGUUGAUUUAAAUGUAAGAGCUAACUAGUAAUAAGCCUGAGCCAUCAGCCAAACAUUUAUAAUUAAUUUAUAAUUAAACAGCUGCAGGACAGGGUGGGACAGAGAAAAGCCUCUGGUUAAAUGAAGGCAUUUUCUUAAUUGAGAAUCGUUCUUCCCAAAUGACUCUAGCAUGUUUCAAGUUGACAUAAAACUAGCCAGCACAGUGAGAUUACAGUGGAAUUCUUUUUUUUUCUCUCUCUCUCUUUUUGAGGCAGUCUAGCUAUGUAGCCAAGGCUGUUCUUGAACACUGAGCCUCCUGAGUGCUACAAUUACCAACAUGAAUCAAUAUAUCUCACUCCAAAGUGGAAUUCUUAAAAUGGUUCAAGGGUCUAGUCCCAAGGUAAGAUGGUAAAUUAGAAAUUUGCUACAUUUUAUAAGCUUUCAAAGAACAUUUCAAAAUCUUUGCACUAAUUGCCUAUAUUAACAAAAACAUUUGAAUAAAUUAUAAGAUUCGAAUACAAUAUAAAUUUAUAUUCAUUACAUAGAAUAAAGUAGAUUGGUAUCAGUUGACUUUGUGUUUCAAGUGUUUCUUAGCUAGGCUAUAGUAAAUCCACUGUAAUAAAUGAACAGGAAAAUGAACUAAUGGCACAUGUCUGUAUAUGUUUAAAUGCUGAACUUAUUUUAUUAACAUGCACAAAAGUUGGAAAAUAAAAAAAUUAUGAGUUUAGCGUGUUCAGAUUUUAUUAUUGUUUGGGUGAAACAAUCAGCUGCUGGGUAAGCCAUGAGAAAAGAUGCAAAGAUAAUUAUGAUUUUGAAAUCAUGCCUAUUUUGAAUCCACUAUAAUGCUUGGGUUUAAGGAUAUUUAUUGGGGUUGGGGAUUUAGCUCAGUGGUAGAGUGCUUGCCUAACAAGCGCAAGGCCCUGGGUUCAGUCCUCAGCUCUGGAAAAAAAAAAGAUGGCUUCUUCCAAGGUUAUUUAUUGUCCUUAUAUUCCAUAGCAAUUUAUCAUGAAUGUAUAAGAAGAUAAAUAAUAGAGUAUCUUCCUUGUGUGAAUGGGGAAAAUGAGAUGUUUCCUCCAUUUGAUUCUAUGAAUGAGAAGAGUCUGGAUAACAAAGGAGACUAUAUCAAGGACAUAAAGAAAAAAGAACAUACAGAAUCCAGAAUGAGGAGACCAGACAGCUAAAAUGCAUGGAGAAAGUGAAAGGAGAUAAAGAGCAAAGUGGAAAUAUCUCACAGCUCCAAUCCCAGCACUUCUUGGGGAGAGGAAACCAAAUCUUCAGCACAAAGUCAGUCAGGCAGCCUUUGUAACAAACAUCAGGUUGACAGUUCCAGCCAGAACAAACACCCAUGCUUGUCACAAGCUUUCAAUACGGUGGAGUGAUUUGGUCUGACAGUGACGUGGGCUGCAUGGCACAACGGUGCUAGAAACGAAAUCCACUGCAUGGCUUUUUUCAUCCUGGAGCACUAGAGCUGGGAAUGCCUGUGAAGGCUUUGCCAGAGCCUCGACAGACAGGAGGAGGCUCACCUGUGUAUGGGUAGCGUAAGCCCAUGUGCAGGGAUCCAAGACUGAAAGAAAAGGGACCAAGCCUAGCGAGCAUCCCUGUUAUCACCGUCUGUUUCUGACUGCCAACACAAUGCAAGGCACUGAUGGUUUUCUCACCACGGCAGACUGUAUUUGCUGAAUCGGUGAGCCAAAAUAAAUCCUCCACAAGUUGACUUUUUCUCAUUUUUUAUUUUUUUAUCACUCUUCUUACAUUUCUCUAAUUUAUUCACAUAAUUAUCUUUAUUUUCUAACUGGACUUUUAAACAAUUUUCAUGUUUUCCUCUUCCUCACAUUAUUUUUCUUCUUUUUUUCUCAUUUAUUCUUCUCUCAUACAUUACAUCCCGACUGCGGCUUCCCCUCCCGUCUCCCCCAGAUCCACUGCUCCUCCGUUUCACUUCAGAAAAGAGCAGGCCUCCCAGGGACAUCAACCUAACAUGGCACAAACAGAUACAAAGGUUUGUACAAAGGCACAAACCUUCACAUCGAGGCUGAGCGAGGAAACCCAGGAGAAUGAUAAUGGUCCCGAGAGCAGGAAAAAGAGUCAGAGACACCCCAACUCCCAAUGUCAGGAGUCCCACAAAACCCCCAAGCUAAACAACCACAACACAGAUGCAGAGGACCUAGAACAGACCCAUGCAGACUCUGUGGUUGCCACCUCAGGCUCUGUGGUUGCCACCUCACUCUCGGGGAGCCCGUGUGCCCUGCUUACUUGAUUCCACGGGCAGUGUUCUCCCAGUGUCCUCCUCAACCCCUCUGGCUCCCACAAUUCCUUCUCCCCCUCUUCCAGUUUCUUCUUUUAAAUUACAGUUUUGGAGGAGGGUGGGGGACACAGCAUGCUACAGCUGGUUCUCACCUUCCACCAUGUGGGUUGUGGCGGUUGAACUCAGGUUCUCAGACUUGGCAGCAGACACCUUUACCCACUCAGCCAUCUUGCAGGCCUUCUUUAUCUUUGGCCUCGAUUCUUUCUUUUUUCUCUUCCCUUGCCCCUUUAUUUCAUAUUGUUUUUAAAGAUUUGUUUAUUUAUUAUGUAUACAGUGUUCUGCCUGCAUGCAUUCCUGCAGGCCAGAAGAGGGCACCAGAUCUCAUUACAGAUAGUUGUGAGCCACCAUGUGGUUGCUGGGAAUUGAACUCAGGUGCUCUUAACCUCUGAGCCAUCUCUCCAGCCCUCAUAUUUAUUUUUGACUUCAUAAUUUAGUCUACAUUACCACUUUAUAUUCAUCUGAGGGGAUAAAUAUUCAGAAUAGAUAAUGAACUAAAAAAAUAUUAAACACCAAAGUAACAAAUAAUGGGCAAAUGAACUAAAUAGAUAGUUCUUGAAAGAAGUACAAAUGACCAAUACAUAUACAAAAAAUGUUCAACAAUUUUUUGAGACAGGGUCUCAACUAUACAAUUUUCACCCUGGCUUGCUUGGAUCUCACUAUGUAGACCAGGUUGUUCUCAAACUUACAGAUUUGCCUUUUGCCUCCCAAGUGCUAGGAUGAAAGGCAUGCAACACCAUGUCCAAGCCUGGUCAACAUUUUCUGAUAUCAAGGAAAUGUAUGCUAGGAUUGGGACAAAUAGAAUUCUUCAUUUGCAUGGGCUACCAUGAUUGGUACAAACAUCGUCAACUCCAGCAGGGACUAUUGUGAUGGAUAGAAAUGUGAUCCUCCAUUUCCAUGGAAGACCCUGCCAUGAUUGGACAAACACAGAUCUUAAUUUGAAUGACUACUAUUUUUGCUGCAAGUGUGUUCCCUCAUUUGCAUGGAAGGAGUGCAAGGAACUAUGCCAUGAUCUGUGCAAAUAAAAGUCCUCAUUUACAUCAGGAGCUGCUUUGAUUAGUGCAAAUGCUAUCUCUCAUUUGCUUGAGGGACCAUGCCAUGAUUGGUACAAGCACACGCCUUCACUUGAAUGAGUUGUUAUUCUUGGGUCAAGCACGGUCCUUCAUAGGCAUGGGGGUCUACUGUGCUCACAAUAGAACCUUUGCCACAGCUACACCCAUUUCUGAUUAUAUAAGCAAGCUGUUGGGUUCACUUCAUGACCUCUCUGGUAGAUACCCUGUUAUGCUGUGUUGUAGCACUGAGACCAAAUUAAAAGACUUCUCACAACUCUCCCUUUGCCCUUUAUCAUUAAUAUACUGAGCUGUGUUGGUAAACACAAAGAAAGGAAGGCAGCAAUAGUAGUGAAGGUGGCAAAAGCCACUGCCCUGCUAGCAGCAGCAAGCACAGGCGCAGUAGAAACUACAUGGCAGAUGAAGAGCUGAAGAGUAUGGCUAGAGUAGAGAUAACGGGGAGCGGAAGCAAUAGAGAAGACAAGAGCCAUGGAGAGCUGUAAAACCUGAAGCUGCCCAUGGCUUGGGGACCCUGACACUGCAGGUCUAAGAGCUGUAACCCUUGGCACUCUCACCCCGAGGGGCGAGCCCAGCUCCUGAAGCCUGUAUAAAAGCUAUAACAUGAAAGUACCAGCUGCUGCUGCUCCUCGUUACUGUCUGGUGACACUAACUGCUGCUGGAAUCAAAUGAAUACAAUCGCUGCCAUUUGCCAGGACCGCGGGUAUCGAAAGCCCAGAGCAAUAACUCUCUGUAUCAAUUUUCUGUUGCUGUGGUAAACUGCCAUAACUAAAAGCAACUUGAAGAAGAAAAGGUUUAUUUUAGCUAAUGCUUCCAGAGGUAAAGACUCCGUGAAAGCAGGGAAUGCAUGGCGUGACAGCAAGAGCAGAAAGCAGAGACCACAUGCUCUUCCACACACACACAAAGCAGAGAGAGAACAGUAAGUGGGAGGAGGCUAUAAGCCUUCAAAGCCUGUCCCCAGUGAGUACUUCCCCCAGAAAGGCGCCACCUCCUAAAGGUUCCAUAACCUCCCCAAACAGUGCCACCUACUGUUCAAAAUCCAUGAGUUACUGGGGGAUGUUUCUUUAAAUUACUUUAAAUCAAGACUUGGAUAAUACAAUCUAUUUUGGUCAUUUGAUUCUUCUUGCAGUAAACAAACCCACCUCUUCCACGCCAUGCUGGGAUUUUGUCCGACUUGAGAUUUCACAGGUCUGUACGUGCUGUCAAAAUUGCUGUUAAGUUCAGACAUGCAACUGCUCUGUCGUGUUUGGAAAAGGUUGUCUCCUUGUACUCAUUCACUGCCUCUGGCUCUUACAGUCUUUCCACACCCUCUUCCAUGAAGCUUCCAUGGAGGGAGGAGUGUGUUACAGAUGUCACAUCUAGAGCUAAGCACUCUGCAAUCUCUUGUUCUCUGAAUGUUGACCCGUUUGUGGGUCUCUAUUAACUACUGUCUUUUCUAAGAAUAUUCUUUGAUGAAGGUCAUUAGGAGUUGCUUUAAUACUGUGUCCUUUUAACGAACUAAUGGUAGUUGGUUCUCCCCUAGAGCCUAUGGCCUAUCUAGAAACAGGUUCUUAGCUCUGAUAAUGGUACCAAGUAUAGGUCCCAUCUCAUGGCCUGGGCCUGAAAUUCAGAGAGUGAUUGGAUACUCCCAUAUCAUUUGUACCAUGUUUGCAGCUAUAUAAGACUGAUGACUUUUCUCCUCCAGUAGCAUACAAGGUACCUUCCAGUACUAUGGAAGCUAUCUAGUAGGGAUGAAGCUUCCAGGUCAGCUUGAUUUCUCCAUAUUCCAUCACUCAGGUAUGUGGUAUCUUUACUAGGAGAGUCUUUAAAAAUAUCUAUUAAAGAUUUUUAUAUGUGCUUUGCUUGCAUAUGUGGGCCUGGUGCCCAGGGAGGCCAGAAGAGGGUGUUAGAUCACCUGGAACUGGAGUUACAAAUGGUUGUGAGCCACCAAGUUAAUACUUGGGACUGAACCUGGGUCCUCUACAAGAACAUGAUUUUAACCACUGAGCCAUCUCUCCAGUCCCGGCAAUAGAGUCUUAUAAUCAAAUUAUGGAGUGUUGGCAUAGCCUGUAAUGUGUGGAGAUCUAUGAUACCCCACUGGCCAACAACUCAAAAAGAACUAACCCAUUCCUAGUACUGGGAUUGUUAUUUGCUAGCAUGUGGUAUCUAGCUGUGGUAUUGUGAAGGACAUUUCUUAUUCAAACCACCACAGCCUCAAGCCAAAGUGACUAUAACCAUAGAUCUUUAGUUCUAAAACAUCAAGCAAUAGAUAGACCUCUAGAUAUCAGGCGUAAUCAAACACCACGACCAAAACAACUUGGGGGAAAAAAGGCUUUAUUGGCUUAUACUUCCAUAUCACUGUUCAUCAUUGAAGAAAGUCAGAACAGGAACUCAAACAGGGCAGGAACUUCAAGGCAAGAGCUUAUGUAGAGACCAUGGAGGAGUGUUGCUUAUAGCUUGCUUCUCAUAGCUUGCUCAGCCUGCUUUCUUACAGAACCCAGGACCACCAGCCCAGGGAUGACCCCACCCACAGUGGGCUGGGCCCUUCCCAUCAAUAACUAAUUAAGAAAAUGCCCUACAACUGGAUCUUAUGGAGGCAUUUUCUCAAUUCAGGUCCCCUCCUUUCUGAUGACUCUAGUUUGUGUCAAAUUGACAUAAAACUAGCCAGCACACUAAGGAAGACUAAGUAUGGAAAAGUAUGGACAGAUGAAAUAGAGGCCCAGAGCAGAGGCAGCCCCUCUAGAACCUUGAGUCUCACACAAUCUGUGGAAUACCUAACCUAAUACACAGACUAGGAAGCCAGACUGCCUAGGUUUGAGUUUUAGCCUUACCACUGGCUGGAGAGCCUUUGUCAAUCUCCCUAAGCUCUGUGUGAGCCUCAUCUCUUAACAGUAGGAAUGACGGCCCUUUCUUCGUCAUGUUGCAAUGAAGAUUAAAUGAGUUAAUAUGAACAAAGUACUUAAAGAAGCCCAGUGAAUUCUAUACGUACUUUUAAAAGGAAACCUAUAAUGAAUAAAAAUUCAUUUGGUAAUUAUCUGUAAUCACACAAGAAAAGGGGAUGUGUUUGGUUCCUAAGAACGAAGAAGUGGUUACCACGGAUAUGCUAGAACCUUGACAAGCUAUUGUUAGAACAUUGCCUACCCUUUAAGUGGACAAGUGGGCUGUAUUAAUCUAUCCAGAAGGCUAAAAAGCUCAACAAAUCUUUCUGAAACUCAACACAGUUAACAUUUUUCAGCCCAAAACUCAACUUGUUAUCAGAUAAAUAAUUAACCAUCUCAAGGUAAGCCAAAUACACAGAUCUCUUCACUUUAUGGGAAUUUAUAAGCUUAACUUUAGGUGAUUUCACUCCAGGCUAUGUAGAGGAGGCACUGGACAUAAUAGCAUCCAUAAUUGUCUAAUAGCUUGGGUCUCUCACACACAGCCUGUCAGAUUCAAUACUCUGAAGCCAUACUGCCUAGCUUUGAAUUGUGGUCAUCCCACCUACCCUUCUUCCCUCAGAAAGGAAGAACUUGUACAGUGCCAAACUGGACAAACAGAGACUAAGGUCAAGCUAAGAAGCUCUGAAAAUGAUUAAGGUAUAAGAAUGGCAAUCCAGAUUUUCUUUUAUUAAUGAAAGUGGGAAAGGUGAGGGGAAGAGAGAAAAGGGUCAUGGUGGAUGAGUAAAAUCAAAGUAUAUUAUUUACAUAUUCUAAAGUAUGCUAAUGAAACUCAUUAUUGUGUACAAUUAAUGUACACUAAUAAAUGUACUAAAAAGUAAAUUGACAUGAAGAUAUUACCAACCUUAUCUCAAAGGGAGACAGCCAUCAGGGAAUCAAGACAACUAGGUUCUGUCCUUUCAGGCUCUGGGUCUUAUUAGCUUCAUGAGCAAGACUAGAGUAAGGGUGUUGUUUUGAUAACAGGCCAUAUAUAUGGCUUCUUUUUUUGUCUGAUGCAAGCCAUUCUCCAGUAGAUCUUUAGGGAAGCCAAUUUCCUAAACAGUGAACUGUACUCGAAGACAAGCUAUAAAAUGUGAGUCUCUGAAAAUAACAAUGCUCCAAAACAGGGGAUGACUGGAUGACCAUGCAGAACAAUGCUAAGUCAUCCAUUAAUAACUGGCAUACAAACUCCUCAAUGAACAGUGAGGCAAGGCCCAUAUAGGUCCAAAAUGACAUCUUUGCUUAACCCUACUGCUUCUUCCUACAACUCUGGGCAUCAACAAAAUGAACUAGUAGAAAAAUGUAAGUCAAAAUCAUACUGAGACCUCAUUUCAUGCUUCCUAGGAUAGCUACAAACACCAAGACAGCAAUAAGCUUUAGUUGCACAUGUGGAGGAAAUACUCUCUAGCACUUCCUGGUAUCAGGGGGAAAUUUUACGGCUACUUUGCAAAACAAUCCAGCAGUUCUUUGAAUGUAUACACAGAUACAGCAUAUAACACAGAAAUCACUCCCACGAAUAUACCCAAAAGAAAUGAACACAUAUCCACACAUUUACACACACAUUUACAGCAGUGUUAGCGCUAAGUCAAUAAGUAGCAACAAUCCAAAUGUCCAUCAGUGGAUGAGUGAAUGAAUGUGAUAGACCUACAAUUUUCAGUCACAAAAAUGAAUGAAGCCAAGGGUGGUUACUCAUGCCUUUAAUCCAAGCAUUCAGAAGGCAGAAGCAGGCUGAUCUCUGUGAGUUCAAUGCCAGCCUGGUCUAUAUAGCAAGUUCCAGGUCAGCAAGAACUAUGAAGUAAGACCUAUCUCAAAAAAAUUUAAGGAUUCAUACAUGCUACAACAUGGAACCAGUUGCCUAAAUUAUCUUUUACUUAGGCAAUCACUUUCAAACCAGGCUGCACAUUAAAGUCACUUGAGAAACAUUUAACUCCCUUGGAAUCUUUGGCAGUGGGCACCUGGAUUGCUGUUUAAUAUCUAUUAGUCUACUGUAGGUGAUAUCUGAGGUCCCUUACAGACCCUAGGAACUGGAUAAAAUCUAUGAAAAGUGGAUCACCAAUACCUCUACUUCUGAAGCUGAGGCAGUAACAGAACCAAGCCCAAUGGAGAAGUUAUUCAGAAUGAAUCUUCCAAUGGUUCUUUACACUAAGCUGCUUCUUCUCCAAUGAAUCAUCACAUCUUUCCUCAAGACUGAAUGAAGAUAUUCCUAGUAGUAACAAACUAUAGCUAAAGGGAUAGAUAGGGUCUAUCUGGUUGUGUCUGUGUGUUGGGUUGCUUUGGUGACAAGUCACUCUAUUUUGUAGGAAAGUACAUAUUACCACAAAACUGUCAUUGGAGCUCAGGGUAGCCAGCCUCUCCUCUGUGGCAUUUACAAGUUAGGCUGGGUUGAAGGAUACAAUGGAAUUCCAACAGUCACAGACUUUCUAUUUAUCAGCAGCUGUACGACAAACUGACUUAAUUCACAAUCGAUGUGAUUUGUCAUUUAUUUUUGUUCCUUAAUAUUUAAGAAGCAAGCUGAAUCAUGUUCCGACUUUUGACUGCCUGCUGGUCUCGUCAAAAGGUCACAGAAGUAAAACAAAGGAAUGUGACUAUCAUUGUCGUUGGCUUGGACAACUCAGGCAAAAGUCAUCUUAUGGAGGUCUUUCAAAGAUUAAUUCCUAGCAAGAUACACAGUGAUAUGAAACCACCACAGAUUACACUUCUACUAGAUGAUUAUCAAGUAUCUCUUUAUGACCUGACUGGAGACCUAAAAGGCCGAGAAAAAUGGCCAAGCUACUAUGCUGAGGCACAUGGGCUUGUUUUCGUCGUGGACUCUAGUGACAUAUCACGCAUACAGGAAGUGAAGAUCAUCUUAACACGCCUGAUGUUUGAUAAAAGGGUAUCCGGAAAGCCCAUCUUAAUCCUGGCAAACAAACAAGACAAGAAGGAUGCCCUCUUGCCUUGUGAUAUCAUUGAAUAUCUACUUCUGGAAAGGCUAGUGAAUGAGACAAAGUCCAUGUGCCGAGUGGAGCCAUGUUCAACCAUGAAAAACCUCCCAAAGAGGCAUCAACAGCCAAUAAUUAUAGGGCUGCGCUGGCUAUUAGCUGCUAUUGGUGAUAAACACAAUGAGCUGUAUACUCGACAACACACACCCAGUAUGAGCAUCUCAACCUCCAAGAACAUCAGAGGCUGUGGGGAAAGAUGCUCAUCAGACAGCUUCGCGAACAGAGUGGGAAUGCUCAGAGACAACAGACAGCAUUUUGAGAAAAGACAACACCUGGAGCAUAGACAGCAUGUGGAGCAAAGACACUUUGAGAAAAGACAGCAUUUUGAAUCAAGACAGCAUUUAAUACAGCGCUCACUGGACGCUAGGCCCCUAAAGCCAAUCCUACAGAAAGAUGGUCUGCGAAUAAGGCCCAAAAAGAAUAUGUCAGUAACAUUUGCUCUGGACAUCAUCAUGGAGGAAGGUGAAUGUUCUCGGAAGACUGGAGCUCAGAGUAUCACUAAGCCUUGCAACAGUAAAUGUUACGAUAUGCAGACUCCAGCUCCAUCUCUCGAGGGCAAUCUUUUCAAAGCUCGUAGGCCAAAAAAGAGAGUAGAUAACUGGAACACUGAAGAAAUGUUAUUGGAAGAUCCGUGUAGCAAAGCCUUCCGUUCCUGCGUAAAUGGGCACAUCUCCAGAAGCAGCAGGAACGCUCAGUCUUUGACUUUUAUUGGAUAAUGUCUCUACAGCCCACGUACAAGUUCACCUAUUCUAACAUCACACCCUUGAGAACCAUUGUUUCUCCAUACCAGUGUGCUAGCCAGCAAAUGCAUCCUAUACUCACGGGGAGGCUCAGGAAGUUAGGUGUCGUCCACCUCACCAAAGAAGAGCAGCAACUUCCCAAACGUACUGAGAUGCUCCUGAAAAAGCUUACAGAUAAGAUGUUGUGAACAACUGAAAUUGAGCCUUAGAAGAACAGGGUUACUUUAGAAUCACACGUUCCUCUUUAAGGUUCUCAGGUAUAAAGGGACUGGCAAAAUAAAUAAGAAUGAUGUUCUACUCAAUUGUUUUGUUUUGUUUUUCCCCACACCUCCAAAAACAGGUAUGCUUUAAAUACCUAGCUACUGUCUGGGAAACCAUGUUGCUUUGCUAGCCUUUCAGGAACAGUAACUGCCCCCUCUUAACACAUGCAUAGAUUCCCCCCCUCCACUCCCAGCAGGCUGUGGUUGGGACGGUAGUGCUCCCUUCCUGUUAUUGUUGUUCUCACCUUCAUCAUGGACCCCAUUUAUCAGGUGCUUUCUGGAUACCUGGCAGAGUGCUAAGUUGUUCCGAUCUAUUGUCCUAUUGGCAACCUUCCUGGGCAGGCAUUAUACCUGGCAUCAUUUCCCAAAUGAGGAUACUGUAGAAGGCAGAGCAAGGAAUGGAAUCCAAACUUGCCUAGCUAAAGCUACCUUGGGCCAGAGAGAUCCACACAUGACUUUCCCUAACUCCCCCUAGAAAGAGAAAGCUACAGCCAGGAAAUAAUGCUGCAGUGUAGCCAUGCCUCUGUGAGGAGAAUUCCGUUAGCAGCCCGAAGGGCACCCACCGUGCUAGCAGGCAUAGCUGACUGAGCACUUCCACUUGGUCAGAUGCUGGCCUGCUUUACGUAUAUUACUGCCUUCAUCGUCCUCUCACAGGGGCAGAGACGGAUGUUCAGAGAGGUUACAUAAUCGGCCCCUGGGCACCCGCCAGGAGGGAGCAGAACCAGUUUGGGGUUUUUGUUUGUUUUGUUGUUGUUGUUGUUUGUCUUUCAAGACAGGGUUUUUCUCUGGGUAGACCAGGCUGGCCUUGAACUCCAGAGAUUCGCCUGCCUCUGCCUCCCAAGUGCUGGGAUUAAAGGUGUGUGCCACUAGCUAGCAGAACGAAUUUUUAAACUAAAGUCCAAGUCCACAGGGGCUAUAAAGAUGACUCGGCAGAUAAGAGUACUGGAUGAGCAAGCAUAGGGACCUGAGUUUGGAUCCCAGCACUCAUGUAAAAAAGCAGAAUGUGAACGCACGUGCAUGUACCUGUAAUCCCUGAACUUUAAGGGGCAGACAGGAGGACCACUGAGGCUUGUUGGCCGCUUGCAUAGCUCCAGGUUCAGUGAGAGACAGUCUAAAGAGUAAUGCAGAGCAAGUCUCCAGGCAUCUUCUUCUGGCAUCUGUAUGUAUGAACCGCCCCCCCCCCCCCCCGCGCCCCCGCGCUCCACAUACAUGCACGUGCACCACAGAUAAAUAUACCACAUACAUACUCAUGCACAUAAAUAAAAAAAAAUCCAACUCCAUAAUCCAUGCUCUUUACUCUAGAUUGCUUUGCCAAGCAGUAUAAGGCAGUCAACCCACUGUUUGACAGAUACAAACCUUUCAACUAAACACUUCUUAAAACCCUGCAUGAAAGAGGUUUCUCCUCCUCCUCGCUUCUUUUUCUUUCUUCUUCCUCCUCCUCCAUCUCUCUGUGUAGUCCUGGCUGUCCUGAACUCUCCAUGUAGACCAUGCUGGCCUCAAACUCACAGAAAUCCACCUGUCUCUGCCUUCGAGGGUGCUGGGAUUAAAGGGGCAUGCCACUCCAAGCAGCACCAAGGCUACUUUAUUAUAUCCAAAGGAACCACUUUAAAUGCUUUAUGGGCCUCUGAUUCGCUUGUAAGCUCAGCUUAUUAGUUGUGGCACCGGAAAGAACUUUACAGAACCUCUAGUCAAACCCAGGUUAUACAGAUGCCCAAGAUAGUAUGACUAGAUCCUGGCAGAAAUGUUCCCUAAAUCUGCAUCGCCUGGGUGUCCACGCCUGCAUCCUCCCCAGGCCAUUUUAAUCUCACUCUAUCUACUUUACUUUACCUGUGAGAGAAUUCUGCAGUCCAACAGUCUCAGCCGGGGAAGCAGCCAAUGUGUCUACUAAAGAAGUUUUAGGGCUGGGGCUGCACAGCGGUAGAGCACUAGCCUAGCAUGCACAAGGCCACAGGCUUGAUCCUCAGCACAAAAGACAGGAGACUGCAAUUCGAUAAACCAUGGUUUUUUUGUUUUUGUUUUGGUUUUUGGUUUUUGGUUUUGUUUUGUUUUUUUUUCCGGAGCUGAGGACCGAACCCAGGGCCUUGUGCUUGCUAGGCAAGAACUCUACCACUGAGCUAAAUCCCCAACCCCUUGUUUGUUUUUUAUGGUUUUUCAAGACAGGGUUUCUCUAUGUAGUUAAGGUCCUCCUGGAACUAACUCCAUAGACCAGGGUGGCCUUGAACCGGCCUCCUGAGUGCUGGGAUUAAAGGUGUAUGCCACCACCGCCCAGCCAAUAAAACCACUUUUUUUUUAAAGAGAAUUGAUCAUCCACACACAUUUUCCUUCAUGGCAUGUGUCUAUUGGACAAGACUAUUUUCUUAGCCAUCAGAGAAAGGUAUGGUAAGUAGGCCUGUGAAUAUGAGCAAGGUAGAGAAUUGAGGUUGAACACCUGCUAACAGAAGUGAAUUUCAACUGGGGGAUGAAGCACAGUGGGCAGAGUGCUUGCCCAGCACACGGAACCCUGGGUUCUAUCCCCAGUGCCACAUAAAUGGCACAUGGUAGUGUAUACCUAUACUGCCAGAAUUAGGAGGUAGAGGCAGGUGGAUUCACCAUAAAGCAAGUCUAAGGUUAUCCUGGGAUACAAGAGACCUUUUUCCAAAGAAGAAAAAAAUCCUGAAUUACAGUACACUGUCACACUUCCCUUUGUGCAAUGGCUGCGUUUCUGAGUGACAACAUUUUUUUUCCUAAGGAGAAGCUAAAGUGGGGUGGGGUUUUUUGUACAUUUAUUUGUGUGCAUAUGUGUGUGUGUAUGUUGGUCUUGAACUCAUGAUCCUCUUUCAUCCUGGGGUUACAGGCACAUACCAACUCAUGCAGGUUUUGUUCAGGAAGUUUUCUUUUCUUAAUAAACCUUUCCUUUAUUUAUUUAUUUGUUGGUUUUUCCAUUUCUUUCCUUAUUUAGAGAACAUUGCUACCGAUGCAUGUGGAAGCCAUAGGACAGCUUGCAGAAGUCAGUUCCCUCCUUUAGUUGCAUGGGUUGUGGGGAUUAAAUUCCAGUUGUCCAGCUUAGCAGCAAAUGCUUUGACCUGCUGAGCUGUCUCACUGUGAAGGGCUCUGGUAGGCCCGAGCAUGGCAAACAUGGCUCUGGCAGACCUUGCCCUCCCCUGUUCCUUCCUCCUUGCUAAACCAUAGAGAACAUUCCUAAAGCUAGCCACCAAGGUCCCUUAUUUGGCCACUAUCUCCUCCUGAGGCUGACCACCAAGGUCCAGCUAUUGAAGUACUAAAGUCCAGCAAUCAAGAGCCCCCUUUGAUUAGGGAUGUUGAGCAAUUCCUUAAAUGUCUUUCAGCCAUUUGAGCUUCCUCUGUUGAGAAUUCUCUGUUUAGUUCUAUAGCCCAUUUCUUAAUUGGGACUGUUGGGCAUUUUGAUGUCUAAUUUCUUGAGUUCUUUAUAUAUUCUGGAUAUCAGUCCUCUGUCAGAUGUGGGGUUGGUGAAGACCUUUUCCCAAUCAAAACGACUCUGAGAUACCACCUUACACCUGUCAGAAUGGCUAAGAUCAAAAACACUGAAGACAGGCUAUGCUAGAGAGGAUGUAGAGCUAGGGGAACUCUCCUCCACUGCUGGUGGGAAUGCAAGCUUGUACAACCACUUUGGAAAUCAAUAUGGUGCUUUCUUAGAAAAUUGGGAAUCAAUCUCCCCCAAGAUCCAGCUAUAGCACUCUUGGGCAUAUACCCAAGGUACGCUCAAUCAUACCACAUGGGGACUUGCUCAGCUAUGUUCAUAUCAGCAUUGUUUGUAAUAGCCAGAACAUGGAAACAACCUAGAUGCCCUUCAACUGAAGAAUGGAUAAAUAAAAUGUGGUACAUAUACACAAUGGAAUAUUACUCAGCAGAGAAAAACAAUGACAUCAUGAGGUUUUCAGACAAAUAGAUGGAUCUAGAAAAAAUCAUCCUGAGUGAGGUAACCCAGACUCAGAAAAACAAACAUGGUAUGUACUCACUCCUAGGAGGAUACUAGAUGUAAAACAAAGAUGACUAGACUGCUACUCAACUCCAGGGAGGUUACCUAGAAAACAGGACCCCAAGAAAGGCACAGGGAUUGCCCAAUGACAGAGAAAUGGAUGAGAUCUACAUGAACAGCCUGGACAUGAGAGGGGUUAAUGAAGGGCGAGGGUCGAGGGAAAGAGAGCUUAGGGGAGCGGGAGAUCCCAGCUGGAUCAAGAACAGAGAGAGAGAACAAGGAAUAGGAGACCAGGAUAAAUGAAGACCACAUGAGAAUAGGAAGAAGCAAAGUGCUAGAGAGGCCCACAGAAAUCCACAAAGAUACCCCCACAAUAGACUGCUGGCAAUGGUCGAGAGACAGCCCGAACUGACCUACUCUGGUGAUGGGAUGGCCAAACACCCUAAUUGUGCUAGAAACCUCAUCCAAUAACUGAGGGAAAUGGAUGCAGAAAUCCACGGCCAGGCCCCAGGUGGAGCUCCAGGAGUCCAAUUGGCGAGAAAGAGGAGGGUUUGUAUGAGCGUGAAUUGUUGAGAGCAAGAUUGGAAAAAGCACAGGGACAAAUAGCCAAACUAGUGGAAACACAUGAACUAUGAACCAAUAGAUGAGGAGCCCCCAACUGGAUCAGGCCCUCUGGAUAAGUGAGACAGUUGAUUAACUUGAUCUGUUUGGGAGGCACCCAGGCAGUGGGACUGGGACCUGUCCUUAGUGCAUGAGUUGGCUGUUCGGAACCUGGGGCUUAUUUAUACAGGGACACUUAGCUCAGCCUGGGAGGAGGGGACUGGACCUGCCUGGACUGAGUCUACCAGGUUGAACUCAAUCCCCAGGGGAGUCUUUGCCCUGGAGGAGAUGGGAAUGGGGGGUGGG